Arabidopsis thaliana (thale cress) is the source of this 390-nucleotide messenger RNA. RefSeq lists its product as uncharacterized. The transcript has 2 exons. The record is from RefSeq and is marked reviewed. Bases 1 to 390 code for a protein of 129 amino acids. NCBI's taxonomy places the organism in Eukaryota, Viridiplantae, Streptophyta, Magnoliopsida, Brassicales, Brassicaceae.
AUGGCUGUGUUUAUCAAGAUCAUCAAAGGCGUUUUCUUUUUCCCCACCAAAGGCUCCUUCAUCACCACCAAAGGUACCAUCAAGAUCAAAUCAAAUUCAAAUGGUAUCAAUGGCUCCUUCUUUCACCUCACUACUAAUGACUUUUUCUUCUUCACCACCAAAAGCCUCUCCUUGCCUCUCCUUGCCACCAAAAGCCUCUCCUCGGCUCUCCUCGCCACCAAAAGCCUCUCCUUGGCUCUCCUCACCACCAAAGCCGAAUCGUUUGCUCUACUUACCACUAUCACCAAUAAAUAUGGUUAUUGGGUUGAGUUGGCUUUAGAAGCACUGUUUGAUAUUGAAGUUGAGUUUGAGUCUAGUAUGGAUGAAGAUAAGAUGAAAAGUAAAAGUUGA